GUUCUUUACUUUCUUUGUAUUAAUAUAUAUUAUAUAGAUAGAUCAUCUGUUUUAUAAACAUGUAUCAACCUUCGGGUAAUAACCAACAUUAUCAAUAUUAUGAAGACAACAAGCAAUAUGGUUCUCAUCCAAUGACUUCCAAGUCACCGCCUCCUCUUCAACAUCCUGUUCCUCAGCAUCCUAUUCCAAACUUCAAUAGUACCGUUCAUCAUACACCUUCUCCUGGUCUUGGUCAACAACAACAACAACAACAACAACACUAUCAACAAUACUUACCUCAACAAUCAACUCAACAACCUCAACCACAACAGGGAUAUCAGCCUCAUCACUAUGCUCCUGGACAAACAACCGAUGCCUUUUAUUCUCAAUUUAAUUUGAAUGAUCCCGCUGCUCAGAUGGGUAUGCAUUUUGCUGGUAAUGCUAUGGCUCAAGGAACUGCAUAUAUGGAACGAAACUUCAAUCGUUGGGUCAAUAUGCCAGCUUUAAGGCAUUAUUUCAAUGUGAACAAUCUUUACGUUGUCAAUAAACUCAAACUACUUAUUUUCCCUUGGCGUCACUCGUCUUGGACUCGAUCAAUAAAGCGAACCGAAACUGGACAAAUGGAUGGAUUUAGACCACCUAGAGACGAUAUCAAUUCUCCUGAUCUAUAUAUCCCAGUAAUGGCCGUGGUGACCUAUGUUUUGAUGUGUGGUCUUGUAGCUGGCCGACAAGGAUCAUUCCAUCCUGAAAAGUUAUAUGUUGCCGGGUCGACUUCUGUGGCUAUUGUCUUUUUUGAAAUCAUGUUUACCAGAUUGGGUUGCUACUUUAUGAAUAUACCUUUUGAAGCUUCGAUUAUGGAUUUGGUGGCUUACUAUGGAUAUAAAUUUGUGGCAAUUAUUGUGACAGAUGUAGUCAAAUUACUAAGUGGUUCUGGAUGGAUUUCUUGGGCUGUGUUUUUCUAUACUGGGCUCAGUGUUGGUUUCUUUUUGCUUCGAUCCAUGCGUUAUGUGAUAUUACCUGAUGCUUCUGCUGGUCCUUCCACAUUGAAUCCUCAAAGAAAACGACGAAUGUGGUUCUUAUUGAUGAUCGCUGCCUUACAAUUAGUUUAUAUGUUUUUCCUUAUCAACUAAAUAGUUUCCGUUUAUGUUAUCCCCUCUCGCUUCUUCUUUUUAUUUAUUAUUAUUGUUAUUAUUUCUUUUUUUACGCCAUCACCUCCUAGCAUUUGAUUCCAAUACACCCUUUCGUGUAUUUUUUUUUUUAUGGUUUAAUACCAAUAAAAUUCUCAUUAUUUUAUUUUA
Molecule: messenger RNA, 1277 nt
Organism: Halteromyces radiatus
Lineage: Eukaryota; Fungi; Mucoromycota; Mucoromycetes; Mucorales; Cunninghamellaceae
Product: YIF1-domain-containing protein
Exons: 6
Coding region: 60-1109 (349 amino acids)
Biological process (GO): endoplasmic reticulum to Golgi vesicle-mediated transport
Cellular component (GO): COPII-coated ER to Golgi transport vesicle; endoplasmic reticulum membrane; Golgi membrane
Source: RefSeq, a predicted model, not a curated record